Messenger RNA from Dreissena polymorpha, 3043 nucleotides. RefSeq lists its product as uncharacterized. The record is from RefSeq and is a predicted model, not a curated record. NCBI's taxonomy places the organism in Eukaryota, Metazoa, Mollusca, Bivalvia, Myida, Dreissenidae. The transcript is spliced from 2 exons. Bases 1046 to 2005 code for a protein of 319 amino acids.
UAAAGCUUUCAAUGUACUUAUAGUUUUUAUUUAAUUGUCUAUUUAUUAGCUCGGCUGUUUUUGAAGAAUACCAGAAUUAUUGUCAUAGCCAGCUCUUCCGCUGUCCGCAUCGUGCUAAAACCUUAACAUUGGCUCUAAAAUCAAAGUGCUUCCACCUACAACUUUUAAACUUCAUAUGUAGAUGCACCUUGAUGAGUUCUACACGCCACACCAAUUUUUGGGUCACUAGGUCAAAGGUCAAGGUCACUGUGACCUCUAAUAUAAAACUUAAAAAUAGGCUCUAAAAUCAAAGUGCUUCCACCUACAACUUUGAAACUUCAUAUGUAGAUGCACAUUGAUGAGUUCUACACGCCACACAAAUUUUUGGGUCACUAGGUUAAAGGUCAAGGUCACUGCAGGGUUCGACAAAUCCACUCGCCCGCUCGUUAUUACGAGUAGAAAUCGGCUCUGGACGAGUGAAUAUUUUGGCAGCGCUCGUCAUGCAGCGUAGAGUGGCAUUUCUGUUCGAAAAGAUUAAAAUUUCAAGUUUUACUUCAUGAUUUAUACUUGCCUGACUGAAAUAUACAUAAGGAUAUUAUUCCCGUAUUAAUAUCAACAAUCUGCUAAAAAUAGAACCCAUGUGAUCUAAACCAUUAUCACGUGGUUAAAAACCUCCUUUAUAUACCAUGUGUAAACCCCAUUUGUCAGUUUUAUUUCCGGCGACAAACAAAUCACAUGUAUCAACUUUCUGCAUCGUUUUGGAUAUUUUUGUCCAGUUUAUUGAGUUUAUUGUGUUUAAGAAUAUUUUAUUUGGAUUUGUAUCGUAUUUUGGUGAGUGUUUGCGUGAUUAUGGCUAAUGCAGCACUUUCUUUAAAUAAUGAUUCACUUUCGGGCGAGGAAAAUGAAGACGUCAUUUCGGUCAAGAGUGGCCGGUCAAUUUCGACCUCUUCAAAAUCAAAAAGACGUACACCACGGGCGAGUCAAGCAGAUUUUGACAAUUUACGACGUAAUGUAAGUGAACUUGACAAACUGUUUUCGAAUGUUGAUUCGAAAUUAGACCGUUCUUAUGAAUCUUAUGGACACUGCUAGCUUGGCUAGGCAGAGACCACAGUCGACCGGCAUGGACACGGCCGUAUUUCACACAGUGACCGGGACGACCGGUGGUGACACUGUUGGAAAUAGCAAAUCUCUCGAGUGGGAUGAGGAUGACACGCUAUCCAUACAACCAGGUCAGCGAGAGAAGUCUCAGCUUUUGGGUGAUGAUGACUCUGACCAUAGCAAUUCACAUUCAUUGAUUGGUGACCAUUGUCAGGACAGUGACUCUGAUGAAUGGUUCAUGAAAUAUUCUAGUAAAACACGAGAUCUUUUGCGUGACAUGUUUGGUCAAGAUGCCGUCACUAGACCAGACAAGGGUGAUACAGGCAUAAUUUUAGACAAAGCUCAGCGUGAUGUACUCAGUGAGACAUGGAGAGCUGAAAAACCUACAAAGAUUUCUGCAUUCAAGGACACUUAUCGAUCUGUGUUUCCAGUGUCAGCAGAAGCAGAAGAAUUUCUGUAUGUACCUAGUUUGGACAAUAUUAUCUUGAACCUGUUGAUAAAACGUUUUGAGAAGGAAAGAAGGAAAGCUGCAAUGGCAGAUUGUGGUUUGAAUGAUUCCAGAGAGGUGCGCAAUCAUAUAUGGAAUCUACCCUUGACUCAUGAGGGUAUUUGUGGUUCAGGACUCGAACAAAAACUGAAAGAACGUGUUGAAAUGAAUAAACAAAUAUCAGAUCUCUUGCCAGAGGUAGACAGGAAACCUAAACGCAAAAACAGUGCUCCAGUCGAUCAACCUUGGAAGCGUACAAGGUUUACAGAGACUAGACUACAACCAUACAGACCAUAUCAUCAGCCAUACAAUGUGGGGACGGUGAGACCGCAGUUUCAUGCGUCAGCUUCUGCAAAGUACACCAGGUUUCCGAAGAGCAGCACUGCUAAGUCUGCCACGCCAUCACGACGUUCAGGAGAGUUGGAGACAUACAAGCAUUGAAGCUGGGGGAAAAAUAUGUAUCAGUUCAGAGCCAAGGGGUCACCUUUUUGAGACAAGGUCUAAGUAAGACUGACCGGCCUAACCACAUAUCAGGGAAGAUUUUUGUUCCAUGUUAUAAGGAGAACAAGUUACUAGAUCCCAAACGAGCUAUUACUUGGUAUUUAAAAAAGACUGAACCUUUUAGAAUUAAAGGAGAUGUUGAUGAAAAUGCUCAUUUCAUAAGUUAUAUUAAACCACAUAACAAAGUCUCUAAACAAACUAUUAGUUCUUGGCUGGUAAAGGUGAUUCAAACAGCUUAUGAUGAUAACACCAAGAAAGUGAAAGCACACUCUACUAGGUCGAUUGGUCCAUCAUGGGCUUUAUUUAAUGGUGCAUCUAUGGAGUCCAUUUUGCAGGCAGCAGAUUGGUCACGCGAGAGCACAUUUACAAAAUUUUAUUACAGAGAUGUUGAAACUGUAGUAUUGAAAUGAGGUUGACUUUUGUGAGAUAUCAUUGAUAAUAAUUUGAAAAAAAAAAAAAAAAAGUUUAUUUCCGACGGAUUGAAUUUGAAAUAAAAUGUUGGGAUAGUGACUUUAUAAGAUGAUAUGUAAGGUGUUAAGGAAUAUGAUAUAGGUAAUAUCAUUGGACAUUGUAUAUAGAUGUAAUUCUAUAAGAAAGCAUCAAUUACGGUGGGACAGAUUCACAGAUGUAUUACAUAGAUGAGGAAAUCUAUAUAAGGAAAUAUCACAAGAAGUGAAGAAUUCCGAAAACACAUCCUCAACCAUAGGGUAUGUACUGCUUUGAAAUCGAUCCUUAUGUAUAUUUCAGUCAGGCAAGUAUAAAUCAUGAAGUAAAAUUAUUCAAUUUUGAUAAGAAUUAGAAUUUUAAGAAUGGAUUUAUACUUGCCUGACUGAGGACGUCCCUCCUCCCCAUGUAUUUUGGGUGACGUUUUGAUGUUGGCGUAAUAAAACUGACGAAUGGGGUUUACACAUGGUAUAUAAAGGAGGUUUUUAACCACGUGAUAAUGGUUUAGAUCACGUGGGUUCUAUUUUUAGCGGA